This is a messenger RNA of Leptomonas pyrrhocoris, 742 nucleotides long. RefSeq lists its product as hypothetical. Lineage: Eukaryota; Euglenozoa; Kinetoplastea; Trypanosomatida; Trypanosomatidae. Bases 104 to 742 code for a protein of 212 amino acids. The record is from RefSeq and is a predicted model, not a curated record. The transcript has a single exon.
AGUGCCUACCUUCUGAUUUGGCAGAGAAACUCGCCACCGUUGAAGCGACAGAAACUCCCAAGAAAAAUUAAAGAACCGCACCGGAAGAUAAGAAAGAUUAACCAUGCAGAAGCCGCAUUUAGCAAACAACAUUCCAUGCUGUAUCGUCAUGGACACGUCCGCGCUGCUGGAUACCCAGUUUGACAUGGUGGAGCUGCUCUCAUGCCUGCUGCCCAACUCCCCACACGUUGUCGUCAUACCUGAGGACGUGUGGAUUGAACUGAAAGGGGUCGCGAACUCAACCGACGGGGCCACAGCCUCUCGAGCAGAGAGCGUGACGAAGGCGCUGGCGAAGUAUCCAGACUUCCGGUCGCACGCCACACAAACACCCGCCCGCAAAACGAACGCGGCAGGUGCGUCGUCGUCUUCGUCUUCCUUCGCCACCGCCAACGCAGCAGCCGGCUCUCGUGGUGUGGCCGUGCUGCAGAAGUCGAAAGAGACCUUCUACCCGCUAAAGAAGUUUGCCCGCAACCGGGACACCAAGAUCGUUGCCUGCGCCUACUACUUCACGGUGCACGACAGCAACACGUUGGGCGUUGGGGACACGCGGAGCUGUCCGCUACGCCGGUUUCGCUAUGAGAACGCGUUUUUUGUCACCAACGACGUGGUGCAGCAAAUUAAGGCCUCUCCAUACAAAAUCCCCACGAUUGACAGCUCCGAUUUGAAGCGCCACUGGGGACACCUAGGGCACUGGGAAUCGUAG